AUGGCGAUCCUGAGGCUAACGAUAGGUAACAUCAAAAUAUUUGUGAUUCAAGUUCAUGCUCCAACUUCAGACAGCGCAGAAGAGGAAGUCGAUCUGUUCUACGACAUGUUGGAUAAUCUAUUGAGCUCAAAAACAACAGGAGAGAAAGUAAUUAUAUUUGGAGACUUUAAUGCAAGAAUAGGAAAAAGCAAGCUUGGAGAGAACAGAACAAACGGAAUCUACGGAGUUGGAGUUAGAAAUGAGAGGGGAGAAAAACUGUUAGAUUUCGCACUCUGCAAUAAUCUAAAGAUAAUGAACACGUUCUUUGAAGGAAAUGGAAUGGAUCAUCAGACAGAAAGAAGGAACACUAGAGAAGAGGAGCCAGAACUUCGAGUGCCAGAUAUAUUGGAGCAGGAAAUAAAACAAGCCAUCAAGCAACUGAAAAAGAACAAGGCGCCUGGGGAUGAUGACAUUACAAACGAAGUGAUAAUCUCCGGGUUGGAUGUGUUAAUGAGCACUAUAAAAUUACUUUUCAGUAAAAUACUGAAAGAGAAACGAGUGCCCUCAGCCUGA
This is a messenger RNA of Nilaparvata lugens (brown planthopper), 552 nucleotides long. RefSeq names its product craniofacial development protein 2-like. The coding region runs from base 1 to 552 and encodes 183 amino acids. Gene Ontology annotation, biological process: chromatin remodeling. The transcript has 2 exons. NCBI's taxonomy places the organism in Eukaryota, Metazoa, Arthropoda, Insecta, Hemiptera, Delphacidae. Gene Ontology annotation, cellular component: nucleus. The record is from RefSeq and is a predicted model, not a curated record.